AUUUGGCCUCCUCGUUGCUUUUUUGCUUCAAAAUGGCUAAAGAAAACAACGAUGACUAUCGAAAAUAUAAAACCCCUCUAGUGUCAAGAUAUGCCAGCAAGGAAAUGGUUUAUAAUUUCAGUGACUUCAAGAAAUUCUCAACUUGGAGACGUCUUUGGUUUUACCUGGCACAGGCAGAAAAGACAUUAGGAUUAUCAAUAACUGAUGAACAAAUCUGUGAAAUGAAAGAUAAUUUAGAAAAUAUAGAUUUUGAUGCUGCUGCCAUAGAAGAAAGAAAAACCCGUCAUGAUGUGAUGGCGCAUGUUCAUGUUUUUGGAAGUUGUUGUCCUUUGGCUGCAGGAGUUAUACAUUUAGGUGCUACAUCGGCCUAUGUUGGAGACAAUACGGAUAUAAUAGUUAUGAGGGAUGCAUUUGAUAUUCUCCUACCAAAGCUAGCAAGGUGCAUUCAGAGAUUAUCAAGUUUUGCAGAAGACAAUAAAGAUAUACCAUGUUUAUCAUACACUCAUUUACAACCAGCUCAAUUGAGUACUGUUGGUAAGAGAGCAUGUAUCUGGAUACAGGAUUUAUUGAUGGAUUUACGUAAUAUAGAACGAGCAAGAAAUGAUUUACGAUUCCGAGGUGUAAAAGGAACAACUGGUACUCAAGCAAGUUUUUUAGCUUUAUUUGAUGGCGAUGAAGAAAAGGUUUAUAAAUUAGAUGACUUGGUAACAGAAUCUGCAGGAUUUAAGAGUCACUUUUUGAUAUGUGGUCAAACCUACACACGUAAAGUUGAUGUUGAUUGUUUAAAUACACUGGCUAGUCUUGGUUCAUCAGUUCACAAGAUUUGCUCUGAUAUACGAAUUCUAGCUAAUUUCAAAGAAAUAGAAGAACCAUUUGAAAAAGAUCAGAUAGGUUCUAGUGCCAUGCCAUAUAAAAGAAAUCCUAUGAGAAGUGAAAGAUGCUGUGCUUUAGCUAGACAUUUAAUUUGUUUAAUACAAGACCCUUUGAUGACACAAUCUGUUCAAUGGAUGGAAAGAACAUUAGAUGACAGUGCAAAUAGGAGAAUUUCAAUUGCUGAAGCAUUUUUAUCAGCAGAUUCACUUCUAGGAACUUUACAAAAUGUAUUUGAAGGACUGGUUGUUUAUCCAAAGGUUAUUGAAAGAAGAAUUAAACAAGAAUUACCCUUUAUGGCAACAGAGAAUAUUAUAAUGGCCAUUGUAAAGGCAGGUGGAAAUAGACAGGAAUGUCAUGAGGAGAUCCGUGUAUUAUCACAUGAGGCUGGUAUGGUUGUAAAACAACAAGGUUUAGAUAAUGAUUUAGUAGAAAGAAUUAAAAAAUCUGAUUAUUUUAAACCUAUACACAACCAAUUAGAGAAAUUACUAGAUCCAACAACUUUUAUAGGACUAGCACCAAAACAGGUUAGUCAGUUUAUUUCAUCAGAAGUAAAGCCAGCUAUAAGUUCGUAUUCUAAUCAAAUGGAAGGGAAAUCUGAAUUAUUACUUUAAUAUUAAAAUACUGUCACCACAGUGCUAUACCAACAAAAACUCUGAUAGAUCUGUAUCAUCUUGGUGUUAUAGUAUGACUAACUUACAAAACUUAUUUCCAUUGAGGUGUAUACCUACUUGUACAAAAGUAUUAAAGAUGCCUUCCUGCGUACAAACUGUGUGAUUUGAUGAUAAUUUGGACUUAAAACAUAUACCGGUACAAACUAAUUUAUCUAUCAAAAGUUUGCUUCAAAUGGCUCUCAAAGCAUUUUUAAUCAGAAGAAAACUACCCCAUGCCACAAUAAUCUAUUCUAAGAAGCCUUUCUUGUAACAUGGCUUGAAUGAGGGAAAACUCGUUGAAUUUCUCGUUAUUGGCUGUCCAAUUACCAUAAAUAUCAAAGCCUAUGUAAAUUUUUAGAUUAUCCGCUGACAACUUUUUUUUCCACCGUUAUCAGAGUCUACUGGAUAUUUAAGAGUCUCAGUGUUCUCACAGUUAGUAAGAUUGAAUGUCUCUCCUUUCCAUAUUAUACUUUUAUUGAAAAUAACAACCCUGUAAAUACUUUUGUUGGAAUGUAUCUUUAAGACAAUAAAUUAUUACUGUGUAACUAAAAAUAUAACCAAAAUUCCAUAUAAUAUCACCAUUUUAAGACAAUUUAGAUGAACUGCCAAACUCUAGAAGACUAUAUUAGUAAUUUUUGUUUGUUUAUAUAUUUGUGUUCCGGUAAAUAUAUAUUUGUGAUAGA
Molecule: messenger RNA, 2206 nt
Organism: Patella vulgata (common limpet)
Lineage: Eukaryota; Metazoa; Mollusca; Gastropoda; Patellidae
Product: adenylosuccinate lyase
Exons: 13
Coding region: 33-1484 (483 amino acids)
Biological process (GO): 'de novo' AMP biosynthetic process
Cellular component (GO): cytosol
Molecular function (GO): N6-(1,2-dicarboxyethyl)AMP AMP-lyase (fumarate-forming) activity; (S)-2-(5-amino-1-(5-phospho-D-ribosyl)imidazole-4-carboxamido) succinate lyase (fumarate-forming) activity
Source: RefSeq, a predicted model, not a curated record